Verticillium nonalfalfae is the source of this 2466-nucleotide messenger RNA. RefSeq lists its product as uncharacterized. Gene Ontology annotation, biological process: RNA processing. The coding region runs from base 1 to 2466 and encodes 821 amino acids. The transcript has a single exon. Gene Ontology annotation, cellular component: nucleus. Lineage: Eukaryota; Fungi; Ascomycota; Sordariomycetes; Glomerellales; Plectosphaerellaceae. The record is from RefSeq and is a predicted model, not a curated record. Gene Ontology annotation, molecular function: RNA binding.
AUGUCCUCCAAAAAAAUCGCCGAGUUCCCCAACGUCGAAGCCAAGCUGCAGAAACCGACAAAGCAAUCCGCCUUUGAGAAGCAGCGCGCCGAAGCCGAAGCCAAACGGGCGCGGGAAGCCGCUGAGACGGCUGCCGUGCUCAGGGAGUUCGAAGCGAGCUUUGACGACGACGACAACAACGGCCGUGAUGAUCAUGGCGGCGGCGGCGGCGGAGGGCGCUACGGUGCCUCCUCGCAGCAGGGUGGCCCCGGCCGCGGGCUGACGGGCAGCGGCGGUGGUUUCGGCGGCCCGCCGGCAGCGUCGAGGCGGCAUUUCGGCGCGCCGGCGCUGAAGAGCGGGCCGGGGAGUCUGGGGCCUGUGCCGCCGAAGAGCGGACCGGGGAGCCUGGGGUUCGCGCCGAGUUCGUACGGCGGCGGGAAGCAGAGGGGGUUCGACGCGUACAGCCGGCAAGAGAGGGAUGGCAGGCUUGGGUUCGACGCGCGCGGCGAGCCGCUGUCGGUGGCCAAGGUGUUUCAUCACAGCGACGACGACGACGACGAGGGAGGCCAUCACAAGGGCGGCGCAAGGGCCGAGGAGAUGGCUGUGGCGCGGCCGACGCUGCGACUGUCGCAGAUUCCGCCGGGUACCUCACCAGCGUUCAUCAAGUCGCUGAUACCGCCGUCGCUGACGGUCGAGGACGUCAAAAUGGUACCCACGUCUGGUUCGUCAACCGAGAGGAAAUGCACGGUUGCCGUUGUCACACUCUCGCAGGAGACCCCGGCUACAGAAAUCGACGCAGCCGUCAGCUUGCUGCAGAACCGGUACUUGGGCUAUGGCUUCUACCUGUCCCUCCAUCGCCACCUGUCUUCGGCAGUCUCGUCCGUCGCGGCGCCGACCCUAGCCGCCUCAUCAACAGGCUCCCAGCCGUUUGGCGCGAAACCCGUCGCGCAGCAAACAGGCCCCGGCAACGGUCCCUCCCAACAGACACAUCGCGGCUUUGCCCCGCCGACAUCCUACAACCAAAUGGCCGGCGCGGCAGUCAACAGGAACAGCAUCCUCCACGUCCCCGUAACGCCGCCGCACGACGUCAAGACGCUCCAGCUCAUCAACAAGACGCUCGAAUCAGUCCUGGAACACGGGCCGGAGUUUGAGGCACUGCUGAUGACGCGAGCCGAAGUCCAGCGUGAGGAGAAAUGGGCCUGGCUGUGGGACGCCAGGAGCGUGGGUGGCGUGUGGUACCGUUGGCGGCUCUGGGAAAUCGUGACGGGCGCCUCGUCGAGCGGCAGCAAAGGGCGCUAUCUACCUCUUUUUGACGGUAGCCAUGCGUGGAAGGCGCCGGAGAAGAAGUUACCGUUCGAGUACACGACGCACAUUGACGAGUUCAUCUCGGACUCAGAGUACAACUCGUCCGACGAUGAGGACAUGGAUGGCGAGGCCAACCGCGAGGCAAACGCAGGCGCCGAGGUUGAAAACACUUUUCUGAACCCCCUCGACAAAGCCAAGCUCACUCACCUCCUGUCACGACUACCAACGACGCUAUCAAGAAUACGCAAGGGGGACAUUGCACGCAUCACGGCUUUUGCUCUGACACAUGCCAGCCGUGGCGCCGAUGAGGCUGUCGCCAUGAUUGCCGCAAACAUCAACAAACCAUUGGCUCUCACCGCUGCCAACCCGGCUCUGUCAAGAGACGAAAGAGACAAGAGCAAACAGCGCGACGGCUCGGACCAAUCCGACGCGGAGCAAGAUGGUAAGGUAGACAAGGAGAAGGAGAGUCAGGAUACGAGUGGAGCCAGUCUUGUGGGUCUCUACGUGGUGAGCGACAUUCUUUCAUCGUCCUCAACGAGCGGAAUUCGACACGCGUGGCGAUUCCGACAGCACUUCGAGGGAGCGCUCAAGGAUGCCAGGGUGUUCGAAAAGCUGGGCCUCAUGGCCGACAAGCUCCGCUGGGGUCGACUCAAGGCCGACAAGUGGAAACGCAGUGUGGGCAUGAUUCUCAGCCUUUGGGAGGGCUGGUGUGUCUUCCCUGCCGAGAGCCAGGCGUUCUUCGCGAAUACGUUUGAGAACCCGCCGUCGCUUAAGGCCCAGGCUUCUGCGGACGAGGGUCUGAAGAAGGGCAAGUGGAAGGUUGUCGAGGCGUCUACACUGGCCAGCGUCGACACGCUGCCUGAGGCAGUCGUCAAGGCAGAUGACGGUGAUGUCGAGGGCGAGCCGAUGGAAGAUGGUGAUGUGGCUGGUGAACCAAUGGAUGACGAAGAUGUGGCUGGCGAACCAAUGGACGAAGAGGACGUCGACGGCGAACCAAUGGACGACGAUGUGGAAGGCGAGCCAAUGGACGACGACAUUGAUGGCGAAAGACGAGACACUGCAGCACUCGAGGCGUCUUCCCAGGCAGGCGGGAAUGCGCAGGUGAUACCCCCAGGUUCUGGGCCAGGGAGGAAGCGAAUGAGGGCCGUGGACAUGUUCGCGGAAUCUGGCGACUCAGACUAG